AUGGAUUAUGAUUUGGAUGUUAUUAGUGAAGAUGAAAAUACUUCUGAUCCAUUAUUUAAUUGCAUUUUAAGUGCAAUGAAUUCAAUGAAAGAAGCAACUGCUGAUAAAAUUUAUCAAAAACUUCAAAAAGAAGGAGCUACAAAUUAUUCAAAACCUCAGCUUGCCUUGCAGGUUGAUCGAGCCUUAGAAAAUGCAUUAAAAUAUGGAAUAUUUGAAGUUAAAAACAACCGUUAUAGAGUAAGGGAUAAUGUUCUGGAUGAUGUUGAUACCGUUUACUGGAAGAUGCAAAAAUUACGGGAACAAACGCCAUUUCAUGUUCAAGAUGAUAGACAAUUACGACAAAAUUUAGAUCCGGAAAAGGAUAAUUUACGAUUUAAAAAACCUCCAGCUCCUGGAAUUUCAGAAUGUCCACAAUGUGGUAGAAUAAAAAAGUCGAAAAGAAAAUCUAAUUCCAUAAAAUCAGAUAAACAACAUAAAAUGAGAAAAUUAGAAGCAAAAGAAACGGUUACGUCUUGUAACGUUCAUCCAAAAUAUUUUCGGGAUGAUUCUUUUUCCAAACCCAAAGGGGAUUACAUGCCGGGAGGAGGAAAAUAUGAUACAACGGAUGAAUCCGAAUUAGAUUCACUUUCUUUUUUAUCCGAUGAUGAACAAAGUUUUGCAAGUUACAACAGUCCAAAACCAAAAAAUAAAAUUAAAAAAUAUAAAUUUUCACGAUUCGAUUCGGAAGGGGAUGAAAUUACACUCAGGCAAAAAGAAGAUAUAGUUAAGGGUAAAAAAACAUUCGUUAGAAGCCUGCCUCGAAGUGAAACGUCAAUACUAUCAAAUGAACCCUGUGAUAAUGUAGAAGAAAAAGAUUAUUAUGAUUUUACAAACAAAUCAACAAACCCCAAACCAGAGGAUGAAGUUUCAAAUUGUUACAAUUCAACUAAAUUAUAUGAUAGAGAUAAAACAGAUGAAUUUGAAAGGAAAUCCGAUUGGAUUGGAUAUACUGAUAUUCAACAGGGAGCCAUUAUUCAAUCAAAUAACGUUCUUACAAUAGAACCCAUGGAUUCGAUGGCUUUGAAAGGACCCGAACAUACAAGUUAUAUUUCUUAA
Pediculus humanus corporis (human body louse) is the source of this 1095-nucleotide messenger RNA. RefSeq lists its product as uncharacterized. Lineage: Eukaryota; Metazoa; Arthropoda; Insecta; Psocodea; Pediculidae. The coding region runs from base 1 to 1095 and encodes 364 amino acids. The record is from RefSeq and is a predicted model, not a curated record. The transcript is spliced from 4 exons.